Etheostoma cragini (Arkansas darter) is the source of this 2665-nucleotide messenger RNA. It is a transcript of the gene rundc3ab, whose product is annotated as RUN domain containing 3Ab. Gene Ontology annotation, cellular component: cytosol. The transcript is spliced from 11 exons. The coding region runs from base 257 to 1597 and encodes 446 amino acids. NCBI's taxonomy places the organism in Eukaryota, Metazoa, Chordata, Actinopteri, Perciformes, Percidae. The record is from RefSeq and is a predicted model, not a curated record.
GAGCGAGAGUGAGAGAGCACGGACGUAAUCCCGUCCUCUGUACUUGGGAGUAAAAAUAAUAACAACAACACACUGCGUGUUCCGGUGGUGUUUCAAGCUGUGUGUCCUCCGCCCUAAGACAAAGUAGGCUACCGCUGCCGGCUGUCAGCGGCUCUGAUGCGGCCAGGCAGCAUCCUCUCCGGCGUCCUGUAGUGAAUGAGGAGGGCCGGUGGCCGACAGGGAGGGGUCCUUUGAUUUCAGGGCUGCCUCCUCUUGGAUGGAGCCCAGCUGUGUGCAGGCAGCGAUGGCAAUGGGAGAUGGAUCGAAAAAAGUGUCGGUUCGGAACGUGGCAGUGGAGCGAAAGAACCUCGUCACCGUUUGCAGGUUUUCAGUAAAGACACUGUUAGAGAAAUACACAGCCGAGCCCAUAGAUGAUUCCUCUGAGGAGUUCAUCAAUUUCGCAGCCAUACUUGAACACAUUCUCAGCCACCGUUUCAAAGGCUCCGGAAGCUGGUUUGAUGGUCAGAGAAGUUACUGGGACUAUAUCCGUCUGGCCUGUGCUAAAGUCCCUAACAGCUGCAUAGCCAGCAUAGAGAGCAUGGAGAACAUCAGCACCUCACGAGCCAAGGGGCGGGCCUGGAUGAGAGUCGCCCUGAUGGAGAAGAGGCUGUCUGAAUACAUUGCUACUGCUCUGAGGGAUAGCAGAACGACCAGGAGGUUCUAUGUAGAAGGAGCCAUCGUGUUAAGAGAGGAAGCUACGGUGCUAACAGGGAUGCUCAUUGGUCUCGGAGCCAUAGACUUUAGUUUCUGUCUGAAAGGGGAGGCCUUGGAUGGGAAAUCAUCUGCCGUGAUUGACUACACACCGUACUUGAAAUUCACACAAAGCUAUGAUUACCUAAGUGAUGAUGAUGAUCGACAGAGUGUUGACAGCAGCACAAGCGACGACAGCGUCCCUGACCACCCAUACACCCCCCUGGUCACUGACGAGGAGAGCUGGAGCACAAAGUGUCGCAAGAUGGAGCAGAGGUUCAAGAUCGUCAAUGCUCAGAAGGGUUACCUGGAGGAGCUUGUGCGCCUGCGUGAGUCCCAGCUAAAGAACACAGAAACUGAGAACAAGAGGCUAAAGGCCCGAGUGGAAGAGCUACAGAGCAACAGCACACAGGAGAAGAAGGAACUGGAGGACAUAGUGCUGGAGCUUCAGGAGCAGCUGACUAGCUUAAUUCCAUGUGAUUCCAACCACCUGGCAAAGAACAUUUCAAUCCCUUUGAUCAACCAGUGGCCGACGCUCCAGCCAUACAACAGCCAAGAGGACGUCAAGCUGUUCCGCAGGAGGAGCUUUCCGAGCACAGAGCUGCUGUCAGUCGACACCAGCCUGGAUUCAGACGCCCAGAGGACUGAUGGGAAACAGAAUGGAGGAGCCUGGUGCACAGGUGACCUUUUACACACUUACACACUUUAUGCUCGUAAGAUAAUAAAAAAGGACUACACCCCCUCCAUGAUGGGCCUGUGUGGGUCCUUGGCAUCCCUUCGGAGCUGCAAGUCUCUGGCUAGCCUCAAGUCCAGCGAGUGCCUGGUCUACAUCAGUACAGAGAACAGUCCUGCCCUCUCUCCCAGCUAGGGGGCACCAAAGAAACACUGCCAACCAUCUAACUGGCUCUGAAACAAUUCAACAUGAAUACAAAAAGACUACUUUUGGUAGGUGGACUCAUCCUCUCUUGUGUGGCCCUGGGUCCCUUUACCUGUACGCAUUUGCAAAAGAGUAGGCUCCCGGUCUGGGACUGUCCGACAAAGAUGCAGGAAUAGCUGUUGUACUGCCUGACGGCCUCCUGUAGUUUUACUGUCUUUAUUGUCUUGCCAUGAUUGAGCCUCUUGGAAUGCAAACAACUGGUGUAAGUUUGACCUCUCUUACGUCACGAUGCUUGAGUUUGUUCAAUUACCCUCAUGACUGUACUGGCCACAUUCAUCAAACUCACUGUGGGGUUGUCCUGUAUGUACUUUUCCAUUUGUCUGUGUCUUAUCCGUCUCUUAGUGUGUCUUAUUCUGCCUCUUUCAUAAUACUGGCAGAGAGAGGUGGAUGAGCUGUUAAACCCUUUUAAGGAACAGAAACAAUGUUUUGCCAAAUUAUAUUACGCUAUUAUAAGAGAGAUAGGAAAAGAGGCUUGUAAUGUGCUCAGUUAAAGGGGCCAGAGGGUUAAAUGAUGAAGAUUAUUUGGAAAUUACCAAAAGCAGCUUUGUGACAGUUAAGGCCUUAUUCAAUCAGGUUAGAUACAGAUCUUCGUAUGUGACAGAAAAGACCUGUCAGGCUACAAAGGUUUGCAAAGUCACUACAAUGUGAACAUAAAAAACAGACAUAAUAUACACUAUAUUGCAUAUAAAUGCAAAAUGCAUUGUGACUAUGCAGAAUGAGUGUUUUCAUUGUCAUUUUCUACAAACCUGGCUUGAUAGAGUAAUUUGAGCAGGAGAGAAUGAGUGAAUGUGCAACACAUAUUUGUGUGUGUCAUCAGAUUUUUUUGGCUUUUUUCUUUUGUUCUUUUAAAUUUGUAUUAAUGAAGUGAGAAACCUGUAUCAUUUACCAUCAUGUAAAUUGCAAUCUCAUGCAGUGUUGUUGAGAGUUGGGAUACAUAGUGUUAUUGAAAACUGCAAUAAACCUGUUUUUUUUUUGAAACAUUAAAUGCUGAUAUGCAAU